GCUAUUUCAAUUACUACUUUUUUCUCUUCGAUUUGGAUAGCCGUUUCGCCGUCCUUCCUCUUCCAGCACCUGCGAUCAACGACAGCUACUACGAUGUCAAAGAAACGUGGUCUGUCAUUGGAAGAGAAGCGUGAGAAGAUUCUUCAGAUUUUUUAUGAGUCACAAGAUUUCUUCCUUCUGAAAGAGCUUGAGAAGUUGGGACCUAGGAAAGGUGUAAUCACCCAAUCUGUGAAAGAUGUUGUCCAGAGUUUGGUGGAUGAUGAUCUUGUUUCAAAGGACAAGAUAGGAACAUCUGUAUACUUUUGGAGUCUUCCUAGCUGUGCUGGAAACCAGCUGAGGAAUGUGUACCAGAAACUUGAAUCAGAUCUUCAUAGCAGUAAAAAGCGGCAUGCUGAACUUGUUGAUCAGUGCAAUGCAUUAAAGAAGGGGCGAGAAGAAUCUGACGAAAGGGAGCAGGCCUUAGCUGAACUAAAAGCUAUUGAACUGAAGCAUAAUGAGCUGAAGGAGGAGAUGGGACAGUAUGCUGACAAUGAUCCCGCAGCAUUUGAAGCAAUGAAGAAAGCAACUGAAGUUGCACAUGCAGCAGCUAACAGAUGGACAGACAACAUCUUUACACUGCGACAGUGGUGCUCCAACAACUUUCCUCAAGCCAAAGAACAGCUUGAGCAUUUGUACAAAGAGAUAGGGAUAACAGAUGAUUUUGACUAUUUGGAGUCAUCACUUGUUGUUCCACUCAGUUCAGUUGGUGAUUAGUGAGGGGACGGCAAGUUGGCAAUCCUUUGUCGAUAUCAAUCAAAAAUCACUCUUGUAAACAGGAAUGUUUGUGUACAAUCCAUUCCUAUUCGCUGCAUCAUCACUUUUCUCCUUUAGCUCCUUGCUACCUGGAUGCAGAUGCUUGGUGAAAUGAAACUGGAAUCCUAAUUCAAAGCUUCUAUUUUUAGACUAUUUGUUCCACUAUUCACAUUAUUGAAUCUUUUCAUAUUGUUGAGAGUGAUCGCCUACGCGCCACUUAGGCACCAAUUAAGCACUAGGUGGUGC
This is a messenger RNA of Rubroshorea leprosula, 1038 nucleotides long. The record is from the annotation of a GenBank genome assembly. NCBI's taxonomy places the organism in Eukaryota, Viridiplantae, Streptophyta, Magnoliopsida, Malvales, Dipterocarpaceae.